This is a messenger RNA of Malassezia restricta, 717 nucleotides long. Its product is annotated as multi-transmembrane subunit of the DSC ubiquitin ligase complex. The coding region runs from base 1 to 717 and encodes 238 amino acids. NCBI's taxonomy places the organism in Eukaryota, Fungi, Basidiomycota, Malasseziomycetes, Malasseziales, Malasseziaceae. The transcript has 2 exons. The record is from RefSeq and is a predicted model, not a curated record.
AUGGCUGUCGUGGGCUUUGCCUAUGCGCCGCUCACCAAGGUGGUGAUGGCAGGCCUGUGCCUGACGUCGCUGCUGGUGUCGCUGCUCUCGCUCAAGCUGUAUAUACCCUUUCGUCUCCAUCCUCAUAUCCUCGUCUACCACCAGUACUGGCAGGCGUGGGCCUACCAUGUUGCGUUCACAAAUAGCUCGGAGCUGUUUCUUGGGAUCAUGAUCCUGUACUAUGGCGCGCGGCAUGUAGAGCGCGCAUGUGGAUCCCGCAAGUAUGGUAUGUUGCUGCUAUGCAUGGCCCUCAUGCACUCCCUCUUCUCCGUCGCAUGGGGAUGGGUAGCGAUACGCCUCGCGCCCCUGGGACCCUCCUUUUGGUAUGAGGCAUUUCACACGGGCUACCUGCCGGCCGGGCCGUUUGGUGUGCUAGGCGCACUAGUAUGCCUGUACUACCGCAUCACGCCGCCGCUAUGGACCAUCAGUGUCUAUGGCACCGAACUCACGGACCGCAUCUUGGUCAGUGUGCCCCUGGGUCUCCUCGCCCUAUCUCAGCCUCCCUAUUCCUGCAUAUCUGUCGUCCUGGGCAUGCUCGCAUCCCACUUGUACAGCCUCGAUGCCGCAUUCCAGGUCCCUGCGCGCUUCGCCUCCCUCCUACAGCGCGCAUCGGCUCCGUGGAUCGGCUCGCAACCCGUACCGAUGCGAGGAUCAGAGGCGCAGUACCACCGCAUCUAG